UCAACCUUCGGCGGUGGCGGCGGCGGUGCCGACGAAUCUUCCUCCGUGGAGGAUGAGAGAUAUAAAUCUUCAGCGUGGGACGAGGGUUUUGACCUGGAAAUAAAAUAAAUAAUGUGCUAUUAAAAUAAUUCAUUUAUAAUUAUAAUUCUCCAUUACUCUAACGUUGUUUUAUUUGAAUAAUGAUUAAUUAUUUUUACGAGUUUGUUACUUUGCGAAUAUAAAUAAAUAAAUAAUAUAGGAUAUUCUUACUAAGUCCUACAGUAAGUUUGCGUUGCGAGUACUCGCAUAAUAACACAUAGAAAACAACCAUGACUCGGGAACAAAUAUAUGUGUUCAUCACACAAACCCUUACUGAGAUUCGACCCAGAAGCCCCUGGCUUAGUAGCUAGUCACUAACCAGUAGGUCAGAUAAGUCGUCAAAAUUAUAUAAGCAACAUUACAAUAUACAUUUAUUCACACUUACAUUGUAUGAUGAUGAUGUCCUUGUAGCUUCAGUAGAGAGAACAGUGGGUUUUCCUUGCUUCCUGUGUAGCGGAAUGAAUCAAGAGGAUCGAUCUGAGGAGCUUAAGUAGUGAAAAUUCACGUGGAGCUAACGCAAUACCUAUAUGAAAUUUGUCAACGUGAUUGAAAAACGCAACUCAGCACUUAGUCGGUGGAAACAAUCAUCGAUUGCAAAUCCCACAACGCAGCAAAAUCAGAUCACCGUGUAUAAUAUAAAACAAAUACGUGAAGAUAUAAACCCCCGAAAAUAAGUGAAAAUAUUAUUUACUCUUAUAUAUUCAACGCGAUUAGUUCUACGGAAAAUAUGUCGGAUACAUCAGAACACCUAUUCAACUUCGUUCCUUUGGCAUCAUCCCAAACUCAAAGUCAGAGUGAACGGGAGUCAGGGGUGAGACGUCUGUCCUUGGGGGUCAAGAGGAAGGCAACACCCGUUUACUCGUUUAUCAAAAAACCACAUCGGAAUGGAGGUACAAAAGUCAUCAAAAUAGAAAUUUACGACAGUAACAAAUUGAAUGAGAACUUUGAACAUAUAUGUAAAUGUAAUGCCGAGCUGUGUGCCCAAUAUGUAGUGAAAAAUACGUUAUUAGACCAAGUUUACGAAUUAACGCGUAGAGUAAUUGACAAGAUAGACGAAGGUUUGUCCUCAGAUACGCCACAUGGGUACACCAUCGAAUAAGGGUACAAUUUAAUGUGAUUGUGUAAUAUGAACAUAGUUCUUAAGUUAAUAAACAUUAUAAAAGUA
Messenger RNA from Leguminivora glycinivorella, 1243 nucleotides. RefSeq lists its product as uncharacterized. The transcript has 3 exons. Lineage: Eukaryota; Metazoa; Arthropoda; Insecta; Lepidoptera; Tortricidae. Bases 806 to 1177 code for a protein of 123 amino acids. The record is from RefSeq and is a predicted model, not a curated record.